Messenger RNA from Salarias fasciatus (jewelled blenny), 2307 nucleotides. It is a transcript of the gene apln, whose product is annotated as apelin. Gene Ontology annotation, molecular function: hormone activity; apelin receptor binding. The coding region runs from base 531 to 764 and encodes 77 amino acids. The transcript has 3 exons. Lineage: Eukaryota; Metazoa; Chordata; Actinopteri; Blenniiformes; Blenniidae. The record is from RefSeq and is a predicted model, not a curated record. Gene Ontology annotation, biological process: signal transduction.
ACACACACACACACACACACACACAUGCACCGAGGCACGCUGACAGACAGACCUGCAAGCUGACUUGCAGCACAUUUACAGCUUCACUGAACUUGGCUCUCAAGCUGCCGUUUCUCUGACAGAAGAAAAGAAGACACACACACACACACACGCACGCGCACACACACACACACCUCUGUGGGAGAGCUCAGAUAAAGACGUGCCUUCAGUCUUGGAGUGGCGCUGUCACACACUGAUAUACAAAUACGCAUUUAGACAAAUACACAGGCACAGUCAGGGAGCCACCACACACACAUUCUCACAAAUUGACACACUCACUUAUAACACACACACACACAGGAGCAAACAGUCUCUCUCUCUCUCUCUCUCUCUCUCUCUCGCUUUCUUGCUCGCUCAACUGCUCCCCUCCUCUCCCCCCUUCUCUCUCUCUCUCUCUCUCUCUCUCUCCUCUCUCUCUUCCAUCCACACACACACACACCACUACAGUAUAUCAGCGAGUGACUAGCGGAGAGCCAGAGGGGAGUGCAGAAAUGAAUGUGAAGAUCCUGACGCUGGUGAUUGUGCUCUUGGUGUCUCUGCUGUGUUCUGCCAGUGCUGGUCCCAUGGCCUCCACGGAGCAUGGCAGAGAGCUGGAAGAGGCGGCUACGGUGAGAAAAGUGGUCCAGCAAAACCCUCCGAGGGGCGGUCAGACCCACAGACCAGCCGGCUGGAAGAGAAGACGCCCACGGCCCCGUCUCUCCCACAAGGGGCCCAUGCCGUUUUAGAGCAAGGCACUGUUCUGAGCGCCCUCCCCCAGGUUCUGAUUUCUAUGCUCUUCCUUUGCCUUGGGGGGCCUUGCAAUGAAGGGCCUACGCUUGCCCAGCCUGAAGAGUGAUGUCCAUAGCACCUGCUGGUUCUUCAAGCAACUCUGUCCACAAAAAAAAUCAGGACAAGCCGCUCACCCUCAGCUCUAGGAGGAAUUGGGGGCAGGGAAAGGGGGUGGGGGGUAUUGAGCCCGAGCUAUCAGACUCUAUUUCUCUGUCUCUCUUACUCUCACUCCUUCACUACUACUUAUCUAUCUCUGUCUUCUCCCAAGUAUUUUUUUUUUCUAUUAGUUGCUUAAUAGAGCCCGAUCAUAACGAUCUCCCUGAGUGUUUCACACACUUUGCAUGACAUGUGGUGAAGAGGGAGCCCGGUCAAAACAAUCCGAGUCUUAAAUGUCCCUUCUCCGUGACGCGGUGUUUCCGCGUCUCAGAUCCAUGGUUACUGCAGCCGCUGAUUUCAUUGCUGUGUAGCUACUUAACUUUUCUCGAGGGUGAGGGUGCUCAUCGUGCAGACGGGCCGUGUCAGCUGUACUAGAUGACAGGAAGUAAAUAUUAGGAAUCACUUAUGAUACUCUGGAUGUUGCUGCGAAAAGGAAUAAAAGGUUUUGUGUUCAAAAUGGACAAGCGAAGGCGUCACAUCUGAAUGGCAUCAUGCUCAUGACUUAGUUUUCAUUAUUAAUGGUGCUUUGUACCUCAGAACGACAGCAGGUUCACAUGCUAAGUAGGAGAUGGGCUCGAAAGAGAGCGCAUACUGUCAAAACAAUCGAUUUAAGUCACAGAAUAAUUCCUUUAUUCUUCAAUCCAAAGCUAUUUGGGUGUCUCUGAACUCAUUAACGCCUUGUAGGGAGGGAGGGAGGGGUUUACUGACGUGCUCAAGGUUACUGUUACAUGUCCCACCUUGGAUGAGUCCUUCGACCCCCAAUCCCGAUCCUAUUCCCAACCCCACAGCUUUCUCACCACAUCGCUGCCCUGCGCAGCUGCUCUACACGACUGUUAACUGGCGGUGGCGGUCCGCUCCACCGACGGGCCGGCUCGCCUUUUAAUGAAGUGCCAAAUAAUAACCUUCUCCACAAUGCUGCCAGGAACGAAGCGAAUGAAAGGUUAGGGAGAAACACAUUACCUCUCGUUUGAAGUCUUGAUACACUGAUACUCAUUAUGCAUUUUAAAUUAUUGCAAACAGAAAUCCCGUGUGAGACGAUGUUAGCAAGGAGGAUCAGUUAAAUUAGGGCAGAAAAAAAAGAAAGAAAGACGAAAAAAAAAAAAGAAUCAGUUUCAAAGCCGCCAUGAUCAGCCUACCACUAGUGCUCUGGCUGUUUUAAUAUUGAGCAUAUGGCUGGUUUUACCCUUUGACCUAUAUCUUUCACUGACGAAAUGCUAUGCCUUUCCAUCAUACUGGAAUAUAUUACUGUUAAUGUUUAUUUCUGUGUUCUAGUUUUAUUUCUUUUUCUCAGGGUGCUGUGAUAUAGGCUUGUACUAGAGCAGUCUAUUUUGUGCAUUUAUUUAA